Symbiodinium sp. CCMP2456 is the source of this 520-nucleotide messenger RNA. The record is from the annotation of a GenBank genome assembly. Lineage: Eukaryota; Dinophyceae; Suessiales; Symbiodiniaceae.
GCUCUGGCUCAGUCAUAACCGUUUGACCGGCGAACUUCCUGCGGAGCUGGGCCGGCUCCGGGAGCUCCUCGUGCUCGACGUUUCCAAGAAUCGGCUCUCGGGCGAACUUCCCGGAGAGCUGGGUCGGAUCGAAGGGCUGAGAGUGCUGGAUGAGGUGGGCCAACUGCAGCGGCUACGCAUACUCUUGUUGCAGAAGAACUUUCUUCAGCAGCUUCCGCCCGUCAUAGACAUGCCGGCAUUGGAGGUGUUGGAUGCCAGCAGCAACUCUUUGACUGGGGAGCUUGGACUCGGGAUGCUUCGAUCCAUCGAUCAUCUCGAACGCCUGGACUUGAGCCACAACUUGCUGACGGGGAGCAUCUCCGCUUUCGUCAGUGGCUUCUGUGCCUGGCGGUCGGGGUUCUCCGGCGGAAUGCUGAAGGAGUUGCGGCUGAACCACAAUCGGUUCACUGGGGAGAUUCCCUCAUGCUUGCUGCAGCUUCAAGACUUGGAGUUUCUAACCUUGAAGCUUUACUGCUCCUAG